GAGGCUGGAUUUGAACUUAGAAAGAUGAGUCUUCCACCCUCAAGACUGGCACUCUAUCUAUUGUGUCACCUGAUUCCCUGGGAUAGAGCCUAAGAUCCCUCUAAGUUUUUAGAUGAUAGAUAUUUUUAAAAAGAGGUUUUUGUUUUUUCAAAAAAGAAAGAAAAAAAGCAUUUUCUUAUGGAGGUUUAAGUAGCAAUUAUUAUGGGCUGAGAAAGGAACAAUAGGAAUUGUACUUAAAUUGCUUUCAGAAGGUUGAAGUUGCAUAUACAGAAAGCUUUGAGGAAGAAAGACCAGUCUGACAUUUUAGCCAAAUAAAUCUCAUGAACUGGAUUUUUGCCAAGAGUAGCUCCCCCUUUUGUGUGUAGACAAAUCCUAAUGGUUGGUAAACCCUGGCACUGGCCAUGGUAUCUCUACAAAUUGUUAUGUUUUGAUUUCUUUGAUUUCCUACUUAGGUUUAUAUUUUGGGUGGCAGACAAUACAACUGGCACCAUAAACAGAGCAAAUCUAAAUGGGACCGAUAGGAAGAUUCUGAUGAAGAGGUCACAAACAAUUAAAAUGAUCUCACUGGAUAUCAUCGCCCAGAAACUCUUUUGGAUCCAGGACAGCAGUGAAGAGAGUGAUCUUCAUGUUGGCUCAUGCGAUUAUGAUGGUGGCUCUGUCCAACUGUUAAGUCAUUUUACACAGCACCAUUAUUUUGGGAUGUCUCUCUUUGUUGAAGACAUGUUCUAUUCAGAAUGGAAUAUGAGUUCCAUUUGGAGAGCCAACAAAUACACAGGGGAGAAAAUGGUUAAAAUGAGCCUUAAGCCAUCAUUUUUACCACCAACUGAAAUCAAAGUAGUACACCAAUUCCUGCAGCCUACAGCAAGAAAUGAUACUCAGGUUUCUGAGCAAGCAUCAUGCAGCUUCAAGAAAGACGACUGCAGGAUCAGUGUGUGUGGGCAGGACCCUAAAUCCCAUCGAUGCAAAUGUGCAGAAGGUUACACAUUAAGCCAAGAUGGGAGGUAUUGUGAAGAUGUCAAUGAAUGUGCAUUUUGGAAUCAUGGAUGUACUCUUGGGUGUGAAAACAUCCCUGGAUCUUAUUACUGCACUUGUCCCAAAGGGUUUGUCCUGCUUUCUGAUGGGAAAAGAUGUCAUGAGCUAGUUUCCUGUGUAAGCAACAACACUGGCUGCAGCCAUGGAUGUGUCAUGACAUCAGAUGGUCCCACGUGUUUUUGUCCUGAAGGAUCAGUGCUUGAGAAAGAUGGAAAAACAUGCAGUGGUUGUUCAUCACUAGAUAAUGGUGGAUGCAGCCAGAUUUGCACCCCUUUAAGUCCAGUGUCAUGGGAAUGUGGUUGCCUUCCUGGAUAUGAGCUACAGCAGGAUCAAAAGGGCUGCAAGGCUACAGCAGGACCCCAGCCCUUCUUGCUGUUUGCCAACAUGCAUGAUAUUCGACGCAUCCACUUUGACGGGACGAGUUAUGAAAGCCUGCUCAGCCGGCAGAUGGGAGUAGUCUUAGCUUUAGAUCAUGAUCCGGUUGAAAAUAAGAUUUACUUUGCACACACAACACUGAAGUGGAUAGAGAGAGCUAAUAUGGAUGGCUCAAAGCGUGAAAGACUCAUUCAGGAAGGAAUAGACACACCGGAAAGUCUUGCUGUGGACUGGAUUGACCGUAAACUCUAUUGGACAGACCAAGGGAAAUCUCAUAUUGCCAGAAGUGAUUUGAAUGGAAAACACAAUGAAGUAAUCAUUAAGGAGGAUGUGUCUCAGCCAAGAGGAAUCGCUGUUCAUCCAGUGGCCAAGAAAUUAUUCUGGACUGAUUUGGGGAUUAAUCCGAAAAUUGAAAGCUCUUCUCUUCAAGGCAAUGACCGGCAGAUUAUAGCUAAUACUGAUCUGAUCUGGCCUAGUGGAAUAACGAUUGAUUAUGUAGCCGACAAGUUGUAUUGGUGCGAUGCCAAGCAAUCUGUUAUUGAAACGGCCAAUCUGGAUGGGUCGGGACGCAGAAGACUUUUCCAGAAUGAUGUAGAUCACCCGUUUGGUGUGGCUGUGUUCGAGGAUCACAUCUGGUUCUCUGACUGGGCUAAGCCGUCACUAAUAAGGGUGGACAAGAGGACUGGUCAAAACAGGGUACGUCUUCGAGGCAGCAUGCUGAGACCCUCCUCCUUGGUUGUAGUUCAUCCUUUGGCAAAACCAGCCAAUAAGAUGAAUCUAAGCAAUGAUACAACACCACUUGGGAAUGUGACGGGCAGAAAAUUUGAAGAUAACAUCAGGAAGGAGCAACAGCCUCAAAAUGGGCUAGUAGCUGAAAUCAUGGUUGCAGAUGAGGAUGACUGUGCCCCUGUGGGCUGUGGUGUGAACGCUCAGUGCAUUUCAGAAGGAAAGGAUGCUCGGUGUCAGUGCUUGGAAGGAUUCUCCAGGAAUGGAACCCUCUGCUCUGAUAUUGAUGAAUGUGAAAGGGAUGAUGUGCUCUGUCAGCCAGAAUCAUCCCAGUGCAUCAACACUGAGGGCAGCUAUGUCUGCAAGUGUUUGGAAGGCUACAGCGGAGAUGGACUGAACUGUUCUGACAUUGAUGAGUGUGAAAUGGGAGUACACACGUGUGGAGAAAAUACCAUCUGUAAAAAUACGGAGGGGGGCUACAUCUGCGUCUGCUCUGAUGGGUCGAGUGGGCCAGGAUCUGUUUGUCCUGAAUCUGUUCGGCCCAGGGAUGACGCUUUCUCUCUCAUCAGAAACAGGAAUACUGAGUGCCCACCACCGUAUGAUUCAUACUGCCUUCAUGGAGGAACGUGCGUAUAUGUUUCAGAGCUAGAAAACUAUGCAUGCAAAUGCAUGGUUGGCUACGUUGGGGAGCGCUGUCAGCACAGUGACCUGAGAUGGUGGGAGAUGAGGAACACAGGCAAAAAAAUGAAGCAGAAUGUCACCGUGGCCAUCUGCAUCGUUGUACUGGCUCUGCUUCUCUUUCUGGCUUUGGGAGUCACUUACUAUUACAGGACUCACAAGCUCCCUAAGAAGAAUCCAGCUGCUGAGAUGACCAGGGAAACCACCAAUGCCAAUGGCAGUGCACCUGGAGAGAAUGUGACGCUUCCCAAUCACCAGCCUUGGGUUUUCGUUGUAAAGGAACAACCAGACUACUCUGUUGGAAGUCAUCCAGUGUCCUUCAUAGACUGCCAGGCAACAAAUGGUGGCCAGCCUUCCCCUCCUGAACCUGGAUCCGUAUGUCUGCCAUCUUGGAACAAAGAAAUGCAGGUCUUAAGAGGGAUGGAGAAAGUCAAAGGCUACCACUACCAGCUCUCCAAAGGCAAUGAGACUUGUCCUCAGGAAACAGAGGGAAGCCCUCAUCACCUUCCUUCAAGAGGCGGCCCUCUUCAGAGAGCCUCCCUCCCUCAUUCCAGCUAACUCUCUACAGCAUCUGGAUCAAAAGAACCAGAAUGUGCUGUGCCAAAUGAGACUGACUCAGUAAGGUACUAGACUUAAAAAAGAAAAACAAAAUUGUUGUUCUAUAAAAUGAAGGUCUUGGACUCUGUGAUCUCUUGGACUCUCUGGUCUCUAAGGUUCUUUCUAGCUUUUAAUCUCAUGAGCCUGGAAUUCUAACAACAUAAGAAACAUUUCCCAUUGGAAAUCAAAGGAGAAAUGAAAAGCAGAUGUCCAUGUUUGUCUCUACACCCAAAAACCUGGUCCCAGUGUCACUGUGCUGGAGGCAAAUAAUGGAGUAGUUUUCUUCUUUUCACCUCCAAUCUCACAACUCGCCCCACUUGCAGAUCCUAAGAUGCUGGAGAAUCAUAAAGGAACUCAUUAGAAACAAACCCAAGAGAAAAUCUACUGCUACAGCCUUGGCUUAAGUCCUGGAUGUACAAGGUUGUCUUUCUCCUGUCAUCAGAAGAAGUGGAAAUGGCUGGAUUCCACCAUGGGUGUCAACUCAAGGGUUAUAGAGUAUUUUUUUACAGAAAGUUAUCAGAACGUUUAAUUUUUCCAACCAGCUCAAUGCUGGAAAGUGACUUAGUUAUUCCAGUUUCUGUUGGAAGAAGCUAAGGAUGCUUAACUUAUUUUCAGCAUGGGCCAUUGCUGGUAUUUUUAUACAGUGGAUUUGGGAGCAUAUGGUGAAGAAUGCAGUACUUAGAAUCUAAGAUGGGCUAUCUCUUCAGAUAAGGGAUUUAUGUUGUUUGUAAUUAUAAUUUUAAAAUUAUGUUGGUUAUGAUCUUUAAAUAUUUUAAUUUCUGAAUCAGAUUGUGGGUGUGCCUCAUUUGAUCAAGAAUUUUCAAUGCCUUCUAUUGCUUCUUGGCUCAUCACCAAACAGUACUAAGAAAAGAAAAAGAUGAGUCCUUUGAUGGGUUUUCACAAAACUUUUUGCUUGUUUUUCAUUGUGUGUAAUAUAGAAUUGUAAACCAAGAGGAAAAUUUAUUUUUAUCAUGGAGAAUAAUCAAUAAUUUUUAAUUAUUUAACAUGUAAAUAAACCAACCAUAAGAUUAAAAAAAUAACUAUUGUACAUAAGGGUAUCAGUAUCCAGUCAAAUCCCAGAAGUUAUUGAAGUUGAACCGAUAUGAAUUGCUAAGACUGAUGUUAAGAUCUCUAACAUAAUUGAAAUCCAGAUGGAUUUACACUUAGGGCAAGACUCAAAAGAGCAUAUUUAAUUAAAUUCCCAUUAUACAGCCAAAGAAUUGUUAUCACUGAGAAAAGAGACAGGCUCACUCCACUCUGGAUCAUUUAUGUUGUGGGGACAAUUAGAUGGCUUGUAUAUUGGCUAA
Molecule: messenger RNA, 4715 nt
Organism: Gracilinanus agilis (Agile Gracile Mouse Opossum)
Lineage: Eukaryota; Metazoa; Chordata; Mammalia; Didelphimorphia; Didelphidae
Gene: EGF
Product: epidermal growth factor
Exons: 20
Coding region: 376-3369 (997 amino acids)
Molecular function (GO): calcium ion binding
Source: RefSeq, a predicted model, not a curated record